Molecule: messenger RNA, 480 nt
Organism: Acanthosepion pharaonis
Lineage: Eukaryota; Metazoa; Mollusca; Cephalopoda; Sepiida; Sepiidae
Source: the annotation of a GenBank genome assembly
AUGUCAGCCACUAGUACCGUUCCUUCAGAUAUAGCAUCGACAUCAACCUCCUCCUGCAAUGUCAGCCAUACUAGUACCGUUCCUUCAGAUAUAGCAUCCACAUCAGCCUCCACUCCUGCAAUGUCAGCCACUAGUACCGUUCCUUCAGAUAUAGCAUCCACAUCAGCCUCCACUCCUGCAAUGUCAGCCACUAGUACCGUUCCUUCAGAUAUAGCAUCCACAUCAGCCCCUCCACCCUGCAAUUACCGUUCCUUCAGAUAUAGCAUCCACAUCAGCCUCCACCCUGCAAUGUCAGCCACUAGUACCGUUCCUUCAGAUAUAGCAUCGACAUCAGCCUCCACUCCUGCAAUGUCAGCCACUAGUACCGUUCCUUCAGAUAUAGCAUCCACAUCAGCCUCCACUCCUGCAAUGUCAGCCACUAGUACCGUUCCUUCAGAUAUAGCAUCCACAUCAGCCUCCUCCUGCAUUGUCAGCCACUAG